Messenger RNA from Owenia fusiformis, 619 nucleotides. Lineage: Eukaryota; Metazoa; Annelida; Polychaeta; Sabellida; Oweniidae. The record is from the annotation of a GenBank genome assembly.
AAUAGUGGCUGUUGCUUUGACAAUACAAUAUCUGGAGUACCAUGGUGUUUCCAGAGAGCAGAAACCACAGCUGGUUUAACAGUCACCACUGCUAAAAGUGUAACAAACACAGAUGCUGUUGAAACAACUACAACUGCUACUGAAGCAGAUACAACUGCAAGUGAUUCUGAUUCAACAGUUUAUACUAAUGACGUGACAGCCGAUGAGACAACAACUAACUCAGAUGGCAUCACAUAUGAGACAAACACAUCAGAUCCCCAACAAUUUCCCUGGUAUUUAAUUACCAUAAUAACUGUAGCUGUUGUGGUGUUUCUUGGGAUCGUAGUCUCCCUGACUGUCCUUGCCAUUUUGCACAGGAAAAAACGCAGCAGAUUAACAAUCAGACAAGAACCUCAAAACACAGUACCGGAAAACUAGCAAGAUGGAUACGUCAUGUACAUACUGAUUGGUUGUUGGGCACCAUUUAGUUACCAAGACUUGUAUCAAAAUACUUAGUACUUUACCCAUGUGUGAACCCCUAAACAGUUAGGCUAUAAGGAAUUACACUAACAUAUGAUCUCGGAAACAAACAAACAUCAGAAAAGAAAUUCAUAUUCUAAGAACAUAAGGGUUUAUCUUU